UUAAGUGGGGCAGAGUGGUAAAGGGAAGCUGCUCCCACCUGGCAGGGCCGUGUAGGGUCGACAUUAGACCCGGCCAGGUAACUUGAGUGCAUGUUUGUGGUGGCGAGACAGAAGGUGGGACUUCGUGAUGCAAUUUGAGAGCGGCGACAGUGAAGGGCACCUACAACUUGAAUCUGGACUUCAAGGAAGACAAGGAGUGACUUUAGGGCUCCCCUCAAGUUAGGCGAGCUUGAGGGUGGCAGCCAUAUCCGCACCUACGGGCUGCAAGUUGCUACUUUGAUCUUCAACAUCGACGGCGGAUCUGGGGUUGUACUUUGGGGUAUAUGUUGACCCUCCUAGAUGAUACGACACUAGUGUACAGGAUGCUAAUUGGGUUAGGAGGACUAUGUGAGAGGGGGGUGAGUUUCUUUCAUCUCAAGAGCCCGACCACUCAGGUGGAUGCAAGGUCUUCAGCAAGAUCGAUCUCAAGUCUGGCUACCAUCAGAUUGAAGUUGACCCUCCAGACAAGCAUAAAACUGCAUUCAAAACUCGAGAUGGGUUAUCUCAAACUUACAUUCGUAGUAACUACGGAUGCAAGCUUGUAUGGGAUUGGUGCAAUGCUGCAGCAAGAUGAUGACGACGGCUUACGUCCGCUCGAAUUCUACAACAAACGUAUGCCCAGUCACAAGGUAGUUGCCUCCACUUACAUGCGAGAACUCUAUGCCUUGAGAGAGGCACUAGAUCAUUGGAAACACUACCUCUUGGGUCGUCCUUUCAAAGUGUUCUCGGACCAUGAGACUUUGAAAUGGGUCCAGGCACAGAAUAAUCCAUCAACUACAUUGACCCGUUGGUUGCAUGAGAUUGCUUUGUAUGAUUUUGAACUUAAGCACAAGAAAGGUUGUUACAAUCGCGUUGCGGAUGCUUUGUCUCGCCAUCCUGAGUACAUGACUUGCCUUAUGGGUUCCUACGAUCUCCGUAAGAAUUUGAAGGAGGAACUCGUAGAGUAUAUUGCCAAGGACCCGGAACUCAGUCCCAUCCUUGAGCAAAUCCAGUUUGACCCUAGCAACCAGCCUGAUUUCCAUGAGUGCAAAGGAUUACUCUUCCGACGUUACGGGAAGUACGACCGACUGUGUGUGCCCAACCAUGAGCCUAUCCGUACUCACUUCUUGGACUUGGCUCAUGGCUGGAGUGGACACUUCGGUUUUGAAAAGACAUACGAAAGUCUAUUGCAAAAGUUUGUAUGGCCUGGGAUGAAAGAAAUGGCACGAAAGUUUGUGGCUGAGUGUGAAGUUUGUCAACGCAUCAAACCGUCUCGACAAAAGUCAUAUGGGCUGCUGCAUCCUCUUCCUAUUCCUGAUGGCCCGGGUGAGUCUCAUUCCAUCGACUUCACGGACAUGGGAAAGAAGAGCAGGAACGGAUACUCACAAGUAAUGGUGAUCAUUGACUGCUUUUCAAAGUUUCUGAAUUUGAUUCCAUUACCACCUCACGCCCCAACUGACCUUGUGAUCAAGGAGUUUCACAAAAGGUACAUUAUGCAGUGUGGGCCCCCGAAAACUCUUAUGAGUGACCGGGACACUAGGUUCAUAAGUGCAGAUUGGAAGGACUUCACCUACCAGAACUACGACAUCAAACUCAAGAUGACGUCCGACCGACAUCCCGAAGCCAAUGGACUGGUCGAGGAGGUCAACCAGACGGUGAUCCAACUUCUUUGAGCUCUAAUUGUGCCUGAUCAGAACUCUUGGGAUGAGGAAUUGCCGAUUGUGCAAGGACUAUACAACAACUCCAUACACUCCUCCACAGGGAUGACACCUAAUCAGCUGCACCUCGGAUGGCAACUUCGCAAUCCCCAAUCCUAUUUGUUUCCUGAUCCGCCACCUGGCCUAACACCUCGUCAGCCAGGCUACAACGCUAAGUUUGAUCGCUUGCUCAAAGUUCUUGUCGCAGCUAUGGAAAGGCGACGCAAGGCCAUGAUUAAGCAUGCUAACAAAAAGCCCCAACUUGU
Chara braunii is the source of this 1981-nucleotide messenger RNA. The record is from the annotation of a GenBank genome assembly. NCBI's taxonomy places the organism in Eukaryota, Viridiplantae, Streptophyta, Charophyceae, Charales, Characeae.